Cuscuta campestris is the source of this 1263-nucleotide messenger RNA. The record is from the annotation of a GenBank genome assembly. Lineage: Eukaryota; Viridiplantae; Streptophyta; Magnoliopsida; Solanales; Convolvulaceae.
UAAAAGUCUGACUAUUUUAGAGGGGAAACAUAUUUAACCUUUUUUUAUACUCCAAAGUGACAAAUACUAGGGAGUAGAUGAUCGAAAUUGAGCCAAAGAACCCACAAAGAAAGAGCCAUGGCGGAAGGCAGAGGAGAGGGGAAGAAGCGGGUGGUGGUGGAGUCGUUGGGAUGGCUGACGGAAUCCUCCAUCAUGCCGAGGAAACACCGCGUCAUCCACGGCGUUGGGCCGUCGUCAAUCAUCGAUCUCAAGGCUCAGCUCUACAAGUCCCAGGAGGAGUCCAAACGCCUCUCCAAGGAAACAAUCUCCGCCACCGACCCGAAAUAUUCACACCUUCAAGUCCACCGCGCAAAGGAUAAAAUUUCCCCCCACGACCCCUUCUCCGGCAAGAAUUCCGGCGUUGAUGCUCGAGCUACCAAGGACAAGCUUGAGCUGAAAGCUGCCAAUGAUGGGACAAAUAGCUAUGCUGCUUUGGAGAAAAAAGCUGAGCUGUAUGAUAAACUCGUGAGGGGCGAGCUUUCUGAUGAAGAAGAUAAAGAGAAAUACUGUGUUGAUUUCUUCCGCAAAGGCAUAGAGCAAGAAGACUCGACAAAACAGUCUCAACUGCAGCAUGAUACUUCAUGCUCAGAAACACCUGAUGAAGAUCAUGGCUCUAUGCCGACUGAUAAUAUAAAACCUCUGGGAUUUGGGCGUGUUUCAGGCACAAUAGACAGAAGUGAGCAUAAGCGGUUUGUUAAGGAAGUGCAUGAAGAAGCGAGUGAGGCUAGGCAAAAAGCAUCUGAACUGAAAAUGUGCAGGGAAGAACAAGUUGCUGCGCGUAGAGAGAAACUGAAGCAGGCGUAUCUCAAGAAGCAGCGCGAGAAAUUGAUCGCUCAAGCCAAAGCAGCACAAUCACAAUGAUAAUAAAAAGUAAAGACGGUUGCAAAUAUGGUGAAGUUUAAGGUGGUUCCCGUCUUGAAGGUCAAAAGGUUAGAAGCCAUGGCUUACGGCACGCAGAUAUGGUCUUCUUUCACUGAUGUGUUGUUGGCCUUGCUGAGCUUAUUCCAUUUCACUUUCAAUCACAUCUGAGAUGGUCACACCAUGUAUAGAGUGAUGCACCCAAAGUUUGAGCUUCAAUUUUUUUCUUUACACUGAAUUGGAGGAUCUGAUUCAGUGUUUUUGUGCACAACAUAAAACUUCGGGUGCUAUUUGGUAAAAUGUAAUGAAAUGGAUUGUACGGAGUAAUUGAAGCUGUGUUUAAAUUGACAUAAGUAAUGUUGUAGG